AACUAAGAGAACUUUCCCAACAAAUGAAACGGAAGCCCACUUAGCCCAGGCCCAAAAAUGGCUGAACCCUGGUCCGUCCGGGUCUGAAAGUGGUGGCUUUUUGGUAAAUUUGGCACCACGCUUACCCAACCCAACUCCAGCCUAGACAGACACAGUCACCAAAUCGAUCCCAACACCCUCUGAUUGUUUCAAUUGAGAAGAAGAAGAAGAAGAAGAAGAAGAAGGUGUUGUUGAUUUCAUCGAGAGAGAGAUAUGGCAUCAGGGUGGGGUAUUACAGGGAACAAAGGGCGGUGCUAUGACUUUUGGGUUGACUUCAGCGAGUGCAUGUCUCGAUGCCGUGAGCCCAAGGAUUGUACUCUUCUCCGGGAAGACUACCUCGAGUGCCUUCACCAUUCCAAAGAGUUCCAACGGAGAAACCGAAUUUACAAGGAGGAGCAGCGUAAAAUAAGAGCAGCUGCCAGGAAGAAGAAGGAGGGUGAGAAUGUUGAUAAUCAUCAUGCAUAACAUUUGGUCAUUAUCUUUUGAGGUCAAAAUAAUGAUUAAGCAUUCCAUAUUGUAUUUUUUUCUGGACUAGAUUCUUACUUCAUGUUGUGGAUCUGUUUUGUUUGUACUGGAAUUGGUAUAGACCUCUCUGGUCUAUGCAAUAAAACAAAGAUUAAUUUCUUUUUUCUUGCAACAACAGCCGCAGGGUAAUGAAAAGUAACCCUUUGUUUCCCUUUCUAUACUAA
Messenger RNA from Cannabis sativa, 728 nucleotides. Its product is annotated as NADH dehydrogenase [ubiquinone] iron-sulfur protein 5-B. NCBI's taxonomy places the organism in Eukaryota, Viridiplantae, Streptophyta, Magnoliopsida, Rosales, Cannabaceae. The coding region runs from base 253 to 504 and encodes 83 amino acids. The record is from RefSeq and is a predicted model, not a curated record. The transcript is spliced from 2 exons. Gene Ontology annotation, biological process: mitochondrial respiratory chain complex I assembly.